CCGACCGCUGUAUCCACGAAUGAAGGUUCAAACCCGAACCAUCAAUCACGAAUGUCCCAGGCGAAGUUGAAAGAAGCUUCACAAAACGUUGACGCUCUUGCUUGACACCACCAUGAAACCACGUUGAGCGGAGGGAGAAGGCACAACUGGGAUGCUAGCUACCGGUAAUAGUACUGCCCGUCCAUGAGACCACGUCAAUUGCUUGGCACCCAUAUAUAUUUGGACAAGUUUGUGUGAAAAAGUAAAAGGAACAAGAGCAAUCCUGACACGGUAGUAGUAUUAUUACUAGCUAGCCAGUAUUAGUAUUUGCGAAACGAAAAUGCGAAUGCUACCCAUUCCCCGUGCUUCUAUUAGGCGACCUUCCAAUGAUGUGAAGAGCGACAAGCCAGAGGACCACCGACGGUCCUGGCAUGUUGGAACAACCACAUCCACAGGCAACCAUCGUCGCUCCAAUGGGGCCUUUCGCAAAACGUGGCAUUUUCAUCGCACUUCUUCCCACACACACCCGAACAACAGUGAAGAAUCAGGCGAUCCAGAACCCCCCCACGAUGAUGCUAACAGAGUUAAUAUUGGUACAGAAGAAGAACGCAAGACGUUUUCCUAUGCGUCUCAUGUGACUGCCGAGAACGAAACUGCUGCACCGUGCCCCCCUCCAGACAAUGCCAAAAAUGUCGCGGUUGUCUCUGAUGGACAACAAGGGCAAACCCAGCAGAAUAGUGCAGGUAUUGCUACUACGAAUGCGACACAAGAACCACUGCGUCGCAGCAGCAAGAAACGAGGAUGGUUUAAAAGAGCCAAGACCAAGACGGGACGAGUGAUUCAUGCCAUUGAAGACUUUUUGUUUCCAGGGUGUCGUCCUCUCCAUGGGAGCAGCACUGCCGGCAGCCAUCGAAGGUCGGCGCAGCGAUCCAUGUCACCGGGCGCCGCCACCAGGAUACCACCAGAACAAAUCGAAGAAACGCUCGAAAUCGCACGGACCAUGUACGGUCAAGAAGGGUUGAGAGCCGCAGGAUUCGAGUUUCGAAGGGUUGAAUGUGCCGAACACAGGCAGACUGUUGUUGCCAAUAAGGAGAACGACGAUCAUCCAGAGGACACCACGACCACCGCCAAAAGUGAAGAACAGGGGGGUGAUGAUGAUGAUGAUGAAGUGGAGGGGAGCAACAGUGGCGUGGCUGCAGUCAACCACGGUCAGGACUCGCAGGGAAACAACCUGGAAGGGCAACACGCAUUGCAAGCAGAACAACAACAACAAUCUAAACAAGAUGAAGAAGAGAAUGAAAAGGAAAUCAACAACAACGCCGCCAUGCACAGCAAUAAAAUUGUCUUGGAGCAUCCUCCAAAGUACUUUUGUCGCCAGUGUUGCAACAGUCUGUUCCACAUUGCUUCCAAUACACAAAUUGACAAAGAGAAUCGAAAGCAGUUCAUUGCGGACGGAGCCAUGUACGAUGCUGUUGCGAGACUCUGUCAAGAGAAUGCUCAGGAAGUCAUGAUGAAACAGUAUGGCUUGGUCUGGGUGACAGUGUGCGAGGGACAGGAAGAACAAGGUCAUUGUCCUCAUCCCCAUCUAAAACAAGGCAAGCACGAACCUAUCCGGGCAUUGGUCAAUGCCGAACAUCCAUUGGCGCAGCAACAACGACAACUUUAUGAGGCAGGCAACAACAACAACAAAGGCACUCAAGAACAAAAUUUGGAACACUAUUCCAAUCGUCCAACACUUCUAGUCGCGACUGGGAAAGGCAAAGUUCGGGCGGGCAUUUUUAGCCGGCAGCAUCUCAUGGUGUCGGGCAUGGAGUGCAGCACAUCUUUGCCGUUGGUCCAUGAAGCAAGGAAGAGGGAUCUAAAUAUUGUCCUUGUGGAUCCAAAUGCUCAUGGGGACCGGCUUGGGAUGGUCACCUUUGAAAAAUCCAUGACGAAACUCUUUCCGAGCCCAUGCCACGAGAAGAAUCCCGACGUGUACGUUCUGUCUCAUUCCGCGUCCGGGUCCCACUUUGUUCGGCACAUCCUGGAUGGAAAAUUCCAGCAGCCUCUGCGACACAUUCGAGCCAUCGCCUUUACGGAUUCGACGCAUAAUAUCCAAUGGCCUCGACAAAAGGGCAAUCAAGAAUUGGUUCACUUGUUGGAAUCCGACACGAGUAUUUACUUUCGUUGUGCCACUGCCGGUACCAGUGAGAACUGGUCGUUGCACCACGCCGGGCAGGAAGCGUCCACAGAUCAGUUUUGGAGGCACCGCUUUGGAAUGGUCAAGACAUGCUGGGCGGGAACCAAAGAACACAGUCUGACAAACUGGUUUGCCCUUACGUUCAUCUGGGAACACUUUGAUCGAUUCUUGAAUCCCGAAGAGGAUCAACGUUGUCAGAAGAUCGGAGCAGACAACGAAUAGUCACAACACAUAUUAGAAGAGUAGAAGACACAAGGAGCAACACUAAACGAUUAGAAGCUUGCUACUUGUUGAUAUCCAAUCUACAGUCAGAAGUCAAGCAAGAUGCAGAAGAAACGCAACGCACAGUCCGACAGAAGCAUUCAGAAGCAUUCCAAUCAGUGGUUACGAUCGCUGUAACAGGACGCACGCACGCAACGACAACACAACCAUAAUAGAGUUGAAUUGCAACUCUCGUCGAUUCAAUUAUAUUUCCUGCAUACUUCUAGCUAGCGUUUCACCUACCGUACGACUGCUCUUCCAGCAAUUCUGCGUACCUCUUCACACCUGGGAGAUUCAAAAACCUUUUCUCAUCAAUCAUCAUCUGGUCAAGGGUGGGAUUCUUGUAGGUGUGCCUUGUCUUAUAGGUUUCAUGGCGUUUUAGUCCAUUCUGCAGGGCGUCCUCCAGUUCCGGCGUCAUUGAAAGUUCCAUCUUGCCAUAGAGUGUUCCCAGAGCACCUUGAGGAUUGGCUUUGAACUCUGAAAACGUCACAUAAUGACAGCGCCCUUUCCAGGCAUGAUCGUCAUCUCCACCGUACAGAGCACUCUCGCGAUCCAUCAUGUCAGCUAGCAAUGCUCGAAAGAGCGAUGGCCACCAAAUGGAAUCUUUGGCUGCAGGAGCCAACAUAUUCACUCCGGUCGCUGCCAAUACUGCUUCCGUAGAUAGGCCUGCAAACGAUUGUAAUACAUCCACUGGGUUUCUCAGGAUCCCCACCGCCACGGCAUCCGGAUAGAGUCGCUGAAAGUCUCCCACACAAGGACUCAAAUGUGACCGAAGCAACAAUCGACGAGGCCCCGGGCGGUUGUACAGCACUUUUUGACACAUGCGUCGGUGUAGUUGCAUGGAACGGUCUCGUUCUCGACUAGAAUGUGCGUCCAUUUGAUAGUGUUUCUUCCAGUACUCUGCCACUGGAAAGGUCCUCACGGCUCCCACGGAUACCCAGUGCCGUUCUCCCAGCAAAAUGUCGUCGGCAUCCGGCGCAAACAGGGAGAUUGGAUGCCUAGCUUCCACCUGUGGCGUAACACGGUUGAUCCACUUGAGUAAGCUUUCCGUUUUCUGGACGAGACCAGGAGCUGUUUGAUUCAGAGCAAAUAACAGCUUGUAGACACAAAUGAAUGGCAUGACAACUUCUGCCAUGGUGGGGGUUGCAAAUCGUUCAUCCAGAGCCAGGGUUCGAUGAAACGAAGUGGUUCCACCGCGAGGAACCGAAAUGGUGAUGACUGGUUUCUGGAUCUGAAUAUCGUUGUAGCCACCAAAGAAGACCUCAUCGAUCAUCCACAGAUAAGACGCCAACGGUAGAAUAACAAGGUAGCUGGACAUGACAUGAAACAGAAUAUUCAGCCUCAGAAU
Messenger RNA from Seminavis robusta, 3767 nucleotides. The record is from the annotation of a GenBank genome assembly. NCBI's taxonomy places the organism in Eukaryota, Bacillariophyta, Bacillariophyceae, Naviculales, Naviculaceae.